AGAAAAAAUCACACAAUAUAUUAAUUAAGUCCUAUAUUUCCCUUGCCGCAGGAAGGUCAACGAACUCCGAAUAAUUCUUGUACUCAUUGAUGUAUAGUUGAAUUAUUUAUCAGCAAAUCAAUUCAUACCCGCGAUAGAUAAAAAUGGCAACGGCCGGUACUUACAACGUAUAUAUAAAACGGCGCACGAGCACCUUGGAUCAUUAUUCAAAGCCCGAACGUAUUCUGCACACUCGGUCAAGUUUCGGCGCGUCCUCCUUUACUUACCAAAUAAUAUUUAAUUUAAAUAUAAAUACCAAUUCUUAUUUUCUAUAAUAUAACCAAGAAAAUUAAAAAAAAUCUACCUCAAGAUUUUUGCUUUUUUAUAUUUUAGUUUUAAAUUAAUAUUUUUUGUCCAAAAUGUAUUUCUAUUACUUUCUUAUUUUUCUUGCUAUAAACUUUUUAUCCAGCGCAAUCUUGCGCAUCUUUAUGUAUUCAACAUUAGUUUUUUGGAUAAUAUUUAAAACUGUCAGAUACUACAAAAGUCUUCCACCUGGGCCAUGGGGAAUACCGCUGCUGGGUAUACUGCCUUUCCUGAACCGCAGACCUCCUCAUCUAGUGUACUUGAACAUGGCUAAGAAGUAUGGAGAUGUCUUCUCCGUGCAGAUGGGUAGCAACCUGACCGUAUGCCUUGGUUCCACCAAACUGAUGAAGGAGUUCUUCAGUAGGAACGACUCCACCGGCCGACCUCACACUCCUUUGAACAACCUCUUGGGCGGACUAGGGGUUAUCACAAGCGAAGGUCCUCUAUGGAAAAGGCAGCGUGUGUUCCUCCACGAGAAAUUCCGCGCUCUCGGUGUCAAGCUCUGGCCAAACACACGCUUCGAAAGAGACAUAAACGUUGAAAUCGACGAGCUGAUGAUGGAACUAAACCAGUUUGAGGGAAAAGCUGUAAACCCAGCCCAUGUACUUGGAAGACAUAUUCAUAAUGUCAUAUGUCAGCUCAUGAUGAGCUUCCGUUUCACGGCUGAUGAUGCAGAAUUCAAGUUGUUUAAUGAAAAGGUCUCGCGUGGUAUGAGGCUGUUCGGCUUGGUACUCAUCGGCGAACAUGUUAAGGCCUACUUGAAACUACCAGGAAAGAUGGCUGUGAUAAAUGAAAUAAAAAAGAAUUUAGCCGAUGUGAGCAGUUUCCACAAGCAGCACAUUGUAUCGCGGAUCCAGCAACGUGAGCAGUCCUCGGAGCCCCGCCAGCCAGCAGACUUGCUGGACUUUUAUCUAGACCACCUCGAAGCUGAAAAACAGUCAAAGGGCAAAAACGAAAAGCAUGACAUAUUCCCUGAUGUUGAUCCUGUUCAACAAAUCGUACAGAUCAUGAAUGAUCUGUUUUCUGCGGGAAUGGAGACCUCCCUGACAUCAUUGUUAUGGACCUGCAUCAUGAUGAUGAAGCACCCAGAAGUUGCAGAAAAAGUGCGAGCUGACUUGAGAGAAGUCGUAGCACCUGGUGAACGAGUGACUAUGGCUCACCGCUUGCAACUGCCGUACAUCGAAGCGGUGCUCAUUGAAACAAUGAGAAUGGUGUCCAUCGUGCCACUGGGUACGACCCACGUCAAUACUGAGGACUGGACCAUUGGCAAAUACACCAUCCCAGCAGGUACACACAUCGUACCCCUGAUACACCGCAUGAACAUGGAUCCCGACAUCUAUAUGGAGCCGGAGCAGUUUAGGCCUGAAAGGUUUAUUCGUGAUGGUAAAUUUACCAUCACGGACACAUUCAUGCAAUUUGGUAUUGGACAACGCAUGUGUAUCGGAAACCUUCUGGCAAGGAUGGAGCUGUUCUUAUUUUUCAGUAACAUAAUGAAUAAUUAUGAAUUCCGCAUGCCAGAAGGUGAAGACAUUCCAGGUAUGGACGGAAUUCUAGGCGCUACACAUGCUCCAAUUCCAUACAAAUUAGUUUUUACAAAAUUGCAGGCCUAAAAUGUUCCACUAACGUUCUAAUUAGUUUUUUUAAAAAGGCCCAAUUCUAUCAUGCUAUCGUUCCAAUUUUACGUAUCCAAUCGUAAAAUUUUUUGCUUCAAUGUUUCUACUUAUUUAGGCAUUAUUAAUACUGAUUUUUAGCUUUGUAAUUUUAAGUUUACGCCUUUUAAGCGCUACUGGUGGUACCUUAUUAUUUUAUAUUUGAUGUUUUAGAUUAAGAUAUUUUGCUUUUUUGUUUUUCUAAUAAUAAGAUUGUUUUGUGCAUUUUUGCCAUUGUUACCAAUUUUUUUGGGUUAGCUAUGUAAGUUUCAUCCGCCUUCACAUUUUUACCUGUAUGUUCCAUGUAGAUGUAAGUCUUAGAUUUUAGAAAAUCAUUUAUAAGUUGGAUUAGAUCAUUAUUCACUGGCUUUACAACUUUCACCGCUUUGCUUCCUAGGAAAUUGUAUUGUUAGUAUCUUUAGCAGUAGUAUUGUUCAAUCGUGAACAAGGUUUAUAAGGGUUGUGUGUACUAUUGUACUCAAGUUGUAUCUAAGUUAGAAAACGCUUACAUUGUUAACUUCCUUGAAAAGGAAUCAAAUCUUAGUUAGGUAUUUAAGUAUAAAGUUUGUUCGGAGUGAGUUUUUUGACUUGUGAUUCAAAUAUCAAUUCAUUGUACCUAAUGUUAUUAUGUAUGUAAGUUUAAUUAGUUUUAUCGAUCUGUUUUGUUAAUUUAUACAUUGUUGUCCUUGAUUACAAGUAAAUAAAUGCUUCCUAUUUA
Molecule: messenger RNA, 2709 nt
Organism: Spodoptera frugiperda (fall armyworm)
Lineage: Eukaryota; Metazoa; Arthropoda; Insecta; Lepidoptera; Noctuidae
Product: cytochrome P450 18a1-like
Exons: 7
Coding region: 399-1952 (517 amino acids)
Biological process (GO): xenobiotic metabolic process
Cellular component (GO): cytoplasm; intracellular membrane-bounded organelle
Molecular function (GO): heme binding; oxidoreductase activity, acting on paired donors, with incorporation or reduction of molecular oxygen, reduced flavin or flavoprotein as one donor, and incorporation of one atom of oxygen; iron ion binding
Source: RefSeq, a predicted model, not a curated record